Haliotis rufescens (red abalone) is the source of this 1761-nucleotide messenger RNA. Its product is annotated as glucose transporter type 1-like. Bases 182 to 1735 code for a protein of 517 amino acids. The transcript is spliced from 13 exons. Gene Ontology annotation, molecular function: hexose transmembrane transporter activity. The record is from RefSeq and is a predicted model, not a curated record. Gene Ontology annotation, cellular component: membrane. NCBI's taxonomy places the organism in Eukaryota, Metazoa, Mollusca, Gastropoda, Lepetellida, Haliotidae. Gene Ontology annotation, biological process: monosaccharide transmembrane transport.
AGCGAUUUCGUAGAAAUGUCACAGUGUCAUUUCUGUAAAACCUGAUUUUCUUCCUUGUAUUCCCUUGCCAUUACAACGUGGGAUAUGUGAGACUAGAAGGUGUUUUCAGAUCCACCAAGCUGCCAACGGAAGACCCUGUUCACUGUAGCAGCAUACUGCGGCGACUGACACUGCCAUCAGCAUGGAUAGCAAAGCGUCUAACCCUGGGCCGAGUGCAGCUGAAGAGAAGGGUGUCCCAGGUAUACAGUCUGGUCCAGCUCAGGGGAAACUGACCCUGCGUCUGGUAGUGGCGAUAUGUGGAGCCGCUAUGGGAUCACUGCAGUUUGGCUACAACACUGGAGUCAUCAACGCCCCUGAAGCUAGGAUCAAGGAGUUCAUGAACGCCACAGUCAUGUCACGUGACGGUCAAGAGAUGGACGUGGACACUCAGACCAACCUGUUCGCCGUCCUGGUGGCAGCCUUUGCCAUCGGCGGCGCCGUCGGGGGUCUGUUGGCGGGUCUGUGGGCAGAUUACUUUGGCAGGAAGAAUGGCUCUUUGAUUAACGCCGUCAUAGGCAUUGGCGCUGCGGCUCUGUUGUACUUCAGCCGAAUGACGGCGUCCUAUGAGAUGAUCAUUGUCGGGAGGCUGGUGGUGGGAUUCAACUGUGGUCUCUACACGGCUCUUGCGCCCAUCUACCUCAGCGAGAUUGCCUCAGUCAACAUCCGGGGAGCUCUAGGUGUCUUGCAUCAGCUUUUUGUCGUUUCCGGCUUACUUAUCUCGCAGAUUCUCGGCUUUCCCGAGAUAUUCGGAAACAACCAGUCCUGGCAUGUUCUUUUAGGCUUGACGGCACUCCCUUGUGUUUUACAACUGGUUGUGAUGCCUUUCUGCCCGGAGACCCCCCGAUAUCUGCUGAUAACACAGGGCAGAGAACUGGACGCACGGAAAGUACUGGAGUCGCUACGUGGCGGCGGAGACGUGGGUGGGGAAAUCGCGGAGAUGAAGAAGGAAGCCGAACAAGCCAUGGGUGACGCUAAGAUUAGCGCCAUCAUGUUUGUUCAGGAGCGGUCUCUGCGCAUGCCCCUCAUCAUCAGUAUCGUCAUGCAUCUCUCUCAGCAACUCUCGGGCAUAAAUGUGAUCUUCUACUACUCGGGGAACCUGUUCAAGGGGGCAGGACUAGAUGAAUCCACAGCCACUCACGCCACGAGCGGGGUGGGAGCUAUCAUGGUUGCCAUGACACUCGUGACGAUUCCACUCAUGGACAGGGUUGGUCGACGGAGUCUGCAUCUGAUUGGUCUCGGCGGAAUGAUCGUGUCUAGCAUAUUGAUAACAGUAUGCCUCUCGCUUUUGGACAGAGUUGAAUGGUGCAAUGGCGCCAGCGUCGCAAUGGCUCUCAUGUUCGUCGUCUUCUUCGCAUUAGGACCAGGUUCUAUACCCUGGUUGAUCGUGGCCGAACUGUUCUCCCAAGGGGCGAGAUCGUCCGCCAUCAGUGUCUCUGUCCUCGUCAACUGGGUGGCGAACUUCUGCGUUGGUUACGGCUUCCCUCACAUGCAGAAAGGACUGAUGAGUUUUUCGUUCUUGCCCUUCACUGUUCUGCUCGUGCUGUUCUGGAUAUUCCUAGUUAUGUUCCUGCCAGAAACGAAAGGCAGAACAAUCGAGGAAAUCUCAUCAGAAUGGAAACAAGACAGAAUCACAGGACAAAGUUUCAGAUCGGAGAGCUAUUCGGUUUCUUUUAAGAAAAACACAAAUGCCAUUUAGUCAAAAUAAAUUACUCUUAAAAUAUA